This is a messenger RNA of Maniola jurtina (meadow brown), 1623 nucleotides long. RefSeq names its product mediator of RNA polymerase II transcription subunit 27 (gene MED27). The coding region runs from base 107 to 1006 and encodes 299 amino acids. The transcript has a single exon. NCBI's taxonomy places the organism in Eukaryota, Metazoa, Arthropoda, Insecta, Lepidoptera, Nymphalidae. The record is from RefSeq and is a predicted model, not a curated record. Gene Ontology annotation, biological process: regulation of transcription by RNA polymerase II. Gene Ontology annotation, cellular component: mediator complex. Gene Ontology annotation, molecular function: transcription coactivator activity.
AUUUUGAUUUUUGCUGUGAGUUGUGUUGAAUUAUCGCUGAAUGCUGAUCACAACGUUGUGUUUUACUGAUAUUUAAAAAGUUAGGUAUGAAUUAAAAUCUAUCAAUAUGAGUCAAACAAUAAACGUGGAACAGCUGAACUCAGCACUCGGCUCGCUUAGAACUCUUCGUUCAAGCGUUAGCCAUGUUUUUGAGACCUUGUCAAACGGCCUCCGAGCAGACCACGGCGAAGAUGGAAAAGAUAAGUUCCUCCUCGAAUUACAAGAACUCCUCAACAAUGUAAAUAUUAACCUACGAGAUCUAGAACAAACAGUGAACGGUUUGCCAAUCCCUACAGCGCCUUUUAAUCUCGGCAACACAACGUUUUUGAGUCAAGAAACCACGCAAGAUCGCCAAGCGUUGUACACUCAACUGGUUAACAGCUACAAAUGGACGGAUAAAAUACACGAAUACAGCUCAUUUGCUCAUACUUUACUAAGCCAGAACUCGUUGAAAAGAUCGUAUAUAAAUUCUGGGAGUACGAAAAGACGCGGCAAGCUCCAAAGUAAUCAUAACGUCGCGCCGCAUCAAGUCGACAACGUAAUAAAUAACAUUGACCGUUCAUACGGAGACAUGAAGAUCACGAUAUCACGACCUUUUGCUAGCAACGCUGUCGUGCAGAUCAACUUAAGUCAUGUUUUAAAAGCAGUUGUUGCCUUUAAAGGAUUAUUAAUGGAAUGGGUAAUGGUUAAAGGCUGUGGAGAGACCUUGGAUCUGUGGACGGAGUCUCGUCACAACGUUUUCCGGAAGGUCACGGAAAAUGCUCACGCUGCCAUGCUACAUUUCUAUUCACCAACGUUACCUGAACUAGCAGUUCGAUCAUUCAUGACCUGGUUGCACAGUUACGUUAACCUUUUCAGUGAGCCGUGUAAGAGAUGUGGGUGUCACUUGCAUCAUACGUCUAUGUUACCACCGGCUUGGCGUGACUUCCGCACACUUGAACCUUUUCACGAUGAAUGCAAGCAAUAGUUAAUGUGGUAUUGAAUGGGAAAGCUUGGAACACUGGUCCGUUGCUGUUGCUUGUGUUGCAGCUUUCACGUUCAAUAUAAAAGGUGUUGAAAUUGACAGUUUCGUUAGUGGUAAUUUAAUGAAUAUAGUGUAAUAUAAUCAAUCAGACUGGUCAUAUUAUCAGAAAUUGUAUUAGAAAAGGUUCUGGUGCACACUCUGUGAACAUCAGAAGCAUAUCAAUCUGGCUAAAUUCUGACAGUGCUGAGGCUAAUAAAAUGUAUGAGCAGAGUGCCUUGAUGCACGUGUUACGAUUUUUUCUGACAAAUAAUUUCUGAUAAUAUGCCGCCAUCUAGAUGUACAUAAUUUUUCCAAGUCUUGAUCCCCAUAAGUAAAGGAUUCAAAUAAUGUGCUAAACAAUCAAACAGCUUACCUUGUCAACUUAGCCCAGACUUUGUAUAUUACUUUUUUUAAUUAUGAAUAUGUUCUGAAAAAAUUAUAAAAAAAAACAAUGGAUAACAUCCAUUCAUGAUUCUACUUUUCUCAUUGCUUAAAAAAUUCAGUGACUAUGGUUUAGACUUUUAAUAAUAUUAUGUACAGUUAAAAAUAGGUAAUGGAAAUAAAACUAAGUUUUAAUUUGU